Molecule: messenger RNA, 537 nt
Organism: Enterobius vermicularis (human pinworm)
Lineage: Eukaryota; Metazoa; Nematoda; Chromadorea; Rhabditida; Oxyuridae
Source: the annotation of a GenBank genome assembly
AUGCAUAACGUGUGGUCCAGGGCAAAUGCGGUUUUUGCAUUCUUUCUGUCAGUUCUAUCAGCCAUGACUUUUGCAGUCUUCUUAAGUACGGUUUAUUUACCUAAUACUGCUAAUGUCACCUUGUCGGCUGAUAAUGUACGAGUAAAAGAUAUGGUAGAUUAUGCAUCUAGUGGUCGCAGUGAUGUUGCAAAAAUGGAUUUGAGCGUGCAAGUGGACCUUUCGAGAAUUUUCAACUGGAACGUCAAACAGAUAUUUCUUUAUCUAGUUGCUGAAUAUAGUACCCCCACAAACAGAGUUAAUCAGGUAGUACUGUGGGAUAAGAUAGUUAGGCGACAGGAUUGGCAGUCUGUCCGAGAAAUUCACGUAGUGCCUAAAUACUACCUAAUGGACGACGGAAAUCAUUUGUUAAACCACCCAAACACUACUUUGGUUUUAAGAUGGAACGUGGUACCAAAUGCAGGAUAUUUAGCUCUUGCUCAGGGCGAGGGACAGUACACCAUUAAAUUCCCUCCGACAUACUAUAGCGGCCGUUUUUAG